AUGAAUUUGUUGGAUACUAUACUCAAUUUCUGUCAGAUAUGUACUCUGCUAACAAAUGAGCCCAGCGUUCAUUUGGUCCAGUUCGUGUUUUCAAUUGUUUGGAAGUUAGUUGAUGCAUCAUUAGAUGAUGAAGGACUGCUGCAGCUUACUCCAGAGAAGCAAUCUCAGUGGUCAACUGAACCUCAAGACAUGGAUAUAGAUGCCAUGAUGUUUCUGCAAAAUAAAGUAACUUCCAGAAUUCUUUACUUGGCACGCCAAAACAUUCAUUCUGCUCUUUGGCUUCCUCUUGAUUUGCUCCUAGAAGAUGCAAUGGAUGGUUAUCAAGUUAAUGCAACUAGUGCAAUUGAAAUCGUUGCUGGUGAAGUGAUUUUCUGCAUAAACCUCAAUAAAAAGUCGAUAUAUGUCCUUGUUUUAGCGCUUUACGUAAUGACUUUGGAUGGCUGCUCUACGUCUUGUUCAAAUGAAGAACUUAGCUUUACAUUUUGGGAAGAGGAAAGUUUAACAACUGAUGAGAUUGAAGAUGGUAUGGGCUGCAAAAAUCAGGUUUCCAGGAUGCGACCUGGGAACCUGCAUCAUUUAAUAGUUGAGGCAUGCAUUGCCAGAAAUCUACUGGACAUGUCGGUUUAUUUCUGGCCAGUCAAUGGAUCUAUUGAUGAAAGGAUAGCUGGUGCUACUAUUCUUUGUGUGGCCUCUUUGAUUUGCGGAUGGAAUGUACAGGAACACACUGUUUAUUUCAUAACUAGAUUAUUGUCUCCACCAGUUCCUGUUGACUAUUCUGGUUGUGACAGCUUUUUGGUUCUGCAACUUGCUGGUUCAUUAAUGACAAUCUGUGAUUGGUUCACGUGCUCCGAAUAUCUCAUGGACCUUGACAACAGGAGAGGAGAUAUCUGCCCAUGCCGUGUUUUGAAUUUGCUCUUCUUCUAA
Messenger RNA from Fraxinus pennsylvanica, 924 nucleotides. NCBI's taxonomy places the organism in Eukaryota, Viridiplantae, Streptophyta, Magnoliopsida, Lamiales, Oleaceae. The record is from the annotation of a GenBank genome assembly.